GACUGGGUGAGAUCGUAUGAAGUGAAUGACGUAAGCCGGUCUUGGCCGCUGCUAUUUCCAAAUUCUCGGCGACGACAGCAUCAUCAACCGACACAGUGACAGUGUGCAUUGAUGUCCACUCGACCAGACAAAAACCAGCGGACGCUGGCGGAACUCUUGACGCGUCCUGGGAACGACAUUUGUGCAGAUUGUAGGGGUCGCGCACCGAGAUGGGCGGUGUGGAAUAUUGGUGUCUUCGUGUGUGUCAGUUGCGCCAGCAUUCACCGUAAGUUAGGGACCCACAUAAGCAAGGUUAAAAGUGUCACUUUGGACACAUGGACAAAGGAUCAGGUGGAGAGCAUGAAAAACAUGGGAAAUUCCAAGGCUAACUCGACUUACAAUCCUGAUGAGCGGAAAAACCCACCACCCACAAAUGCUGACGAGUCCGAUCGAGGAAGUGAAAUGGAGAAAUUCAUUCGAGACAAAUACCAGUAUAAGAAAUUCAUGGCUCCCGUCAAAUCUUCACCAUCCCCUUCACCGCUCGCACCCCUUCCGAAAGACCCCGUCCCUGGACGUACUGGCGGGGUGAGUCUAGGUUCACACUCCGACCUAGAAGAUGUUAUCCAAGUUAUCCGCGCCCCAUCGCGGGCGAAAAGCACCCCCAUCGUAUCAUCAACCUCGCUCUCUGGGAGAGGAGCAAAUGUGCUGUCGCCUCCUAGUCCUGCACUUCCACUACGCGGGUCGUCGGGGGCUCAGCGUGAACGCGUAUUCGGCAGUGGAACCUUGCCUUUCAGACCUUCGACGGCCUCUGCCCUUGAGCCCCCGGCGCCGAGUUCGAGAUACACUCAACCAUCCCCACGACCAACCUCAUCAAACGGACCUUUGGCACCCAAUAGCCAACCUCCGCUUCAGUAUCUAUCACCAUUCACUUCCACAGUCCCGUCGUCUGCAUUACCAUCCUCCAGCCCUCUGUGGCAUGACAUGAUGUCACUUUCGCUUCAAGAAACGGUGCCCUCAACGACGAAUGCCCAGCUACCAUUUGCGACCUCGGGGUCAACCUCCGGGACUUUUGGUUCCCCAUUUGGCGGUACCACCUCACCUACGUCCACUUCAUUGGCAACCCUCCGUCCCUCAGGCGAUAUCCUCGGGAUUGGCACCCAACGAAGCUUCAGCAUGCCGUUCACUUUGUCCCCAUCUACCGCAGGCGCAUCAGCAUUUGGAGGGGGCGUAAGUAGUGCGAGCGGAAGCUCCUUGAAUCCUUUCUCAUCUGUGUCGGCCCAUUCCAGCGGGAGCUCGUUCGGAAGUGGUUCACACCUCCAGCCGCAGCACACCUCGAUGUCAUUGGGGUCCACUGCAUUCCUGGGGGCGCGUGCUUCUGGGCUUGGUGCAUCCGCUUGGGGUGCUGGUGCUCCACCGUCGACACCACCGUUUGGUCAGAAUGGGUUAGCGUCGAUAGGCGUGCCAAACUCAAUCAUGCCCCCUUCAUCACUUGGCCAGCCGGGCUUUGGUAUUGGUGCGAACAAUGCAUUUGGAACCAUUGGCGGAGCUUCGUCCAGUCCAGCCUUUCAACAGUCUUAUCAAUCGAGCACCCUGGGCUCGCCGUUCUCUUCUAGUCUGUCACCUACCUCGUCUUUCCAGGGGCAUUUGGAACAACUUCAUCCCCAACAUCCUCGUCUCCAUUUAGUGGCGUGGAUGCCCAGACGUCAUUCGCACAGAGUAUGCUGCCUGCACACUUGAAAGGCAACUCGCCAGUUGCAUCAAGGAACAACACUGGGACGAAUCCGUUCGGUACAGGGCAAGGACGCGCAGGCAACAAUCAAUCUCCCUUUGGAGCGUUUGGAGGUGCAUUCUGAGCCCUUCCCUGUCUGUGGAAAGUGUUCAGGUUACGUCAGCGACGUCAUUGUAGUGAUCAACCAAUUUUAUUGGUUAAGCUGCAAUGAAUGGAAUGAAUCUCUUUGACUUGUAUUCUUUAUUUUAGGUUCCAAAUGAUGCCGAUGUCGAGGUUACCCGCACAGCAAGUCACUUGUGAAGUUUCGUAAAACGUCCAGACUUCGCUAUAGGGUAAGGGUUGACACAUGGAUAUGAAGAAAACACGCGCCGCGUCGCGGCAACCACAGCCCACAUCAGG
This is a messenger RNA of Cantharellus anzutake, 2107 nucleotides long. RefSeq names its product putative GTPase activating protein for Arf-domain-containing protein. Gene Ontology annotation, molecular function: GTPase activator activity. The record is from RefSeq and is a predicted model, not a curated record. The transcript is spliced from 6 exons. Gene Ontology annotation, biological process: endoplasmic reticulum to Golgi vesicle-mediated transport; endocytosis; intra-Golgi vesicle-mediated transport. Gene Ontology annotation, cellular component: Golgi apparatus. Lineage: Eukaryota; Fungi; Basidiomycota; Agaricomycetes; Cantharellales; Hydnaceae. The coding region runs from base 112 to 1716 and encodes 534 amino acids.